GCUCGGGUGCUGCGUAGGCAGAGGAGAUAUGCGAGGAGGUUGGCGAUCUAGGCAGCAAGCGGCGGUAGCGGGAGGCUGAGACGGCAUGCGGACGACCGCCAGGGGCGGCAGCUUGCGGUGGUCGGAGCACGAGAGGAGCAGAGAGCAGCGGCGCGUCUGCGAGGGAAGAUGACGGCGCAUCCAUUGGAGGUGACCUCGGGGCAGAGGGCGUCCAGUGGAUCCUGGCCCUGGAGGCGGUCUUGGAGUGCUACUGGCUGAAGCACGUCAGGAGUGACGACGGCUCCAUGGGAGGCGACCUCGGGGCAGAAGGGGCGAGGGACCGGUAGGCGGCGGUCUGGUGGUGGUUCGCCAGGCGGCAGGGUCGGUCGGGCACGCGGGGAUCGAGCGCCUCCCCCCUGAUGGCGUUGAGCAUAGCGGCACACGACUCCAAGACAACAGAAAGAACAGAGAGAGGAAAAAAGGCUCAGUAGCGGCGAUGGCGAGAGGCGGCGGUUUGAUGACGAAGAAGGAGCUCGGCGAGACCCACGACGUCCUCCGCUUUGGUGUCAAUGACAGCGUCCAUGGCGACCUCGCGCUGGCGCACCCCGUCUAGGCCACCAUCAAGGAGGCCAAGUUCUGGGAUAAGAAGAAGAAGUUUGGGACCGAGGCCAUCUACGGAUCGACCUUCAACAUCCGCAGGGAUCUCGACACCCAGAUCCUCUCCAGGUUGGUUCUCUCACUGCCCCCUCCUGGAAAUAGGUUUUGUCUAACUAAAGAGCCACCGGUAUUAGAUUUUUUUAGUGGUAUGAUCUGGGAGCUGCAGUUGUUGGGGUUGUCAAUUCGACCUUACUUCUUUUGUUUUGUUGAGCAAAUCAGGGCCCCUACCUUUAGAUUAUUACAUCUAAAAGCGCACACGCUUAACGCUUGUGAAUGAGAGUUUUACAAACCAGAGCACAGCGAGUGCAUCCGGAGUGGUUGAUGCAUUAGGGAGAGAGGGGGAGUUCAGUUUUGCCAAAUUAAUAGAGAGCCUUUCAUCUUUUCCUGCCCCGUGCGCCCAUAUUUUGACCAAAUUCACACAUUGUUUCAUGACUGGAGGUAUAUUAAUGUCAUCAGAGACCUUUCGAUUCCUUGCAAGCCAAAUGGACCAGAGAGUAUAUGGUUCGCUGUUUUUGUCUCAUAGAGAAGCUUGUCACCCGUGUUAAAAAUGCCAGCCGAUUCUUUCACAUCAUCUAGCCUUAUGCCCAUAAGGCCCCAUAUAUGUUUCAUCCUGAUGCACUUCAGAGUUAAAUGUGCAAACGUUUCUUGGUCGUUGCAUCCAAAGGGGCAGGUAUCACUGUCGUCGAGUCCUUGCUUUUUAAGGAGCUCUCUGACUUCGAUAUGGUUUCUGAUGAGCAUCCAGGCAAUUUUUUUUCUUUUUUUUGGUGACGAGCAGUCCCAAAUACACCGAUAAAUGAGCUUAGUACAUCCUCCAAAAUCCAUAAGCUGAUGGGAUUUCCUGACUGAAAAUUCCACUGAGUGGUUCAUUCUAAGAGCUCGUUUAUCCAAGGAUCCAACCUUGAGAUAGAUAGAACUGAGGAAUUGAGCUAGAACCUUGAGUUCGCUGUUGGCCUGAUCAGAUGUAAUAUGCUGUGCGUGCACAGUCCAUUCCCCACCUCUCCUGCAGUCAGCCACAGAGAUGUUUGGCCUAAAUCCUGAAAGAAGCUAGAAGAAAAAUCAUCUGGGCCUGGCUUUUAUCUUGUGGAAUAUCUUUAGUCACUUCCCAAAUCUCUAAGUAAAAUGUGUAGGUAGGCUGGAUAAAUCAAAUGAAUUUGGAUACAGCAGGUUCAGAUCGAUAAAAGUGAAGUGGACAGUCCACCUCCUCGGAACGACCCCACUCUCGUGAGCGAAGUGCUCCGUCGACCCCCGCCGUGCGCUACUCCGGCGCCGGCGUCCACCGCGCUUCCGCGCUCCCGCCUCGCGCCACUCCGGCCGUUGCGGCCACCACUACCUCCCCCCCUUGCAGCGUGCGGCGGUGGCCAUGGGUUCUAGUCCCAGAUCUGUUUCUUCGUCGGUCAGGCUGGAGGACGAGCGCCCCGUCGUUUCUGGUCUCGGGCUGUCGGAGGGGUCGGGAGAUUCGGAGGCCCGUGACCUCCAAGCGGUGGACUCGGAGCUGCGUCCGGCUGCGGCGGCGGGGGCGGGAUGGGUGCGGCCGCCACCGACCAAGAAGGAGAUGUGGCGGAUGCGGCACGGUCUGGAUGCCCAGGCUGGUGCUUCUGGAGCUCGCGAUGGCAGGGCCUCGCCGCCGCAUCAGGAUGUGCUUCGUGGUGGCCGGACCUCGCCGCCGCGCCAGGAGGUAAUCCCGGAGAUGAAAGACAAGUGCUUCCGAUGCCUCGAGAAGGGCCACUUCAGGCGCGACUGCACCAACCUGGAGGUGUGCAUCAGAUGCGGGCUGCAGGGCCAUGGCUCCCGGGACUGCAAGAGGCCUAGGAGUCCUUCUUCGGCUGACGAGCUCCGGCGGGAGGCCAUCGCCAAGGUGGCCCGCAGGUCCUCCCCGCGUGUUAGCCCCGACCUCCCGCCCCCGCGGGCGCCGAUCCUGUCGCCGCCACCGCCCCCACCACCAACUCUGCGGCAGGCGGACGUCGGCCGGGCGUGGCCACAGCUCGCCCCUCCUCGGCUCCAGGUCACCUUUGACAUGGAGGACGGGGCGGCCGGCCUUUGUGUGGUCCGGCGCUCGCAGUCCAUGGAGGAUCUGGAGCGUCGGCUACGAUUUGCCAUGGUGGCCUAUGUGGGCGGUGCUCGGCGCCGGUUGUCGCCGCAGCGGGUGCAUGAAAUCUUGGAAGGAAAGCUGGAUAUCUCGGCGGACCAAGCCUCAGUUCAUCCAUAUCGGCCGGAAGAUUUCUUAGUGGUGUUUGCUUCUGCAGAGAUAAGGAACAGAGUGGCGGCAUGCCCGUCGGUAGAGUUUCAAGGGGACCGGCUGUUAUUCAGGCCAUGGAAUCGGCAAUCGCAAGCGGUCCACUCGGUGAUGGGUUUCAAAGUUUGGUUAGUGCUUGAAGGCAUCCCGCCCCAUGCCUGGGAUCGGGCAACAGCAGAGGAGCUGCUGGGAUCCUCGUGUAAGGUGGAUGUUGUGGCGUCGGAGUCUACCUCGCGGGCGGAUUUGUCUUCCUUCAAGCUUUCUGCGUGGACGGCCGACCCGGAUGAGAUCCCUACGAUGCGUUGGCUAGCAGUUCCGGAGCCUGGUACUGAGGCUCCGCCGCCAUUGCUGCAGUAUAAGGUUCUAAUCCAUGUCGAUGCGGUGGCGGACUUCAGGGACGCAGGAGAGCCGCUUUUCCUCGGUGGAUCGUCGGACAGUGGUCAGAGCGGUAUUCCAGACUCAGAUGAGGACUUCGGCGGUGAAUCAAGGCCGCGCAAGCUUGUGUGGACGUUUGGGGUCCGGGACUCGCGGGGAGGUGGCCAGGGCAGCGGCGCCGCCGGCGUUGGGCAUGGAGGAUCGGUGCGGAGCCGUGUGGCGUCGGAUUGGCGUCUUCCGCCGAUGGACCCGGUUUCGGUCGUCAGCAGGAGUGGGCCAGGCAGGCAGGUGUGCGAGAGGCUAACCACUAGGCAAUCGGCUUUUGACCGGCUCAACGGCCAGCACGGCCACUGUGCAGCUGAUAAAGGUUUGGUUCAAACCAAUUUGAAUGGCCAAGGCGCGGCUCAGUCGGGUCAGGUGACAGUUGUGAAGCGGGCCCUCAUGGCCUCCACGAUCGUGGCAAGUGCGCCGCAUCAAGCUGCGGGCCCAGAGAGGGUUCGAGAAGUGCGGCCUGGCAUGACUGGAUCACCAAUCGCAUCUCGUGCUGACACGACAGUGGUACCCGCGCGGGAUGGAUUGGCCAAUAAUGUAUCAGGUGCGUUGGUCCCAUCGUCUGUGCUAGAUGGACCUCAGGUGGUGGGAUCGGCUGCGCAGCGGAUAGCACCAGAUCCCGAGGCAGGAGGAGUGGUUGGAGUGGAGAAGAGCGCUUCUGCCGGCACUGGUGGGUCUAAUGGUGAACAGGAGAUGGAACCCCAGGCGGCGACAGCCCCGGAGCCUGAGGAGGGUGCAUUGGAUGCGUGCGCCCUGCUGAUUGCGGGUGGACCACCUGAUGGGGAUCAUGCGGUGGAGCCCUGCAUGGAGACAGCUGAGAUUUCGAUGGUGGUACCCGCACCGGAGGAAGAGGCAGGCUAUUUGCCUCCAACGCUGGGGGCGACCGCGCACUCGUGCAUGCAGAUGAACCCCACUCAUGUUCGUGCGACACAAGUGCUAGGAUCAUUGGAGACCCCGGACGUGGGAGGCGACAGGCAAAUUGUGCAAGGAUCAUUGGAGGUUCCGGACGUGGGAGGCGACAUGCAAACAAUGCAAGGAUCUUUGGGGGUACCGGACGUGGAAGGCGACAUGCAAACAGUGCAAGGAUCGUUGGAGACCCCCGACGUGGUGGGAGGCGGCAUGCAAACUGUGCAAGGGCUAGAUGUGGUGGGAAUGAGGCCACAGGAGGUGGUUGCUUUUGACAAACUAAAAUGGUUUUGCUCUAGCCUGGUCAAGAAGCUAGCACCACCACUUCUUAAGGAAGUGCAAGCGUCGGGCCUUCGGCCAGAGGCGGAGCCAUUUACACCGCGACGCACCACGCGCGCAACGAAGCGAGCACCGCAGAGCAAGCAAGGAAAGGCUACUCCAGCUGAGAACGUCCUUAUGCAUGCGCUCGGGCUGAUGCCCCAAGACCUGGAGGUAGACGAGGCAAUAGUGGAUGAGUUGCAGCAGCUCUUUGACUCCCCUCUGCGUACUCAGCAUGUCAGGGUGAUCGCCGCGUUAUUUGGGAAGGAGUUGCCGACUGGGAGUGAGCUGCACAGCGAGGCGGGACUGUCGGUCGUCGCGCACUAAACGUGCAGCUGGUGCUGGAUGUUUGAUCCUGUUAUGGAUUUGAACCCGCAUAUUUUAUGCUGGAAUGUGAGGGGCCUUAAUUGCC
Triticum aestivum (bread wheat) is the source of this 4931-nucleotide messenger RNA. RefSeq lists its product as uncharacterized. The record is from RefSeq and is a predicted model, not a curated record. Gene Ontology annotation, molecular function: zinc ion binding; nucleic acid binding. NCBI's taxonomy places the organism in Eukaryota, Viridiplantae, Streptophyta, Magnoliopsida, Poales, Poaceae. The transcript is spliced from 2 exons. The coding region runs from base 1997 to 4846 and encodes 949 amino acids.